AUGAACCUCAUCCUUGUGAAAGCGGAUGAUAUCCGUGAUGAGGGUAUAGAUAAAUUUGUUGAUAUCACUGACAAGCGACGAGUUGCACAUAUAAGAUACGUUUUGAAGGCCGAUGUCGGCAAGGAGUUGAGAUUCGGUAUCGUCAAUUCGACGCUCGACACUGCUAUUGUCACUGAGGUCACACCUAAGGUUGUGACCUUGAAACUAUCGGAAUCAUUUCAGAGGCACCAAGAGCCAGAGGAACCAGUAGUUGAUCUGGUCGUUGGUAUCCCUAGACCUAGGUCACUGGACAAACUAUUGCAGUAUUCAGCCAGUAUGGGUGUUGGUUGUAUCAAGUUGGUUUGUUCAUCACGUGUUGAGUUGGAUUAUUUAAAAUCCCAUCAAUUGGAGCCUGAUAAUUUGGAAGCAUCUCUGAUGCUUGGUAUGGAGCAGGGGGUUUCUACCUAUAUGCCGCGAAUUGAGUUGUUUAAGUCAAUGGGUGCUCUGCAGAGGCAUUUACAGCAGUGUCCCAGCGGUAUCAGGCUCAUCGCACACCCCGGUACGGACGACACCUUAGGUUCCUUGGGUAUAACGGAACACCUGAUUGGUCCUAUAUUGGUCGCCAUAGGUCCCGAGGGUGGUUGGCUGGACCAUGAAGUGGAUUUCUACAGUAGCCUUGGAUUUAUGAAAUUUAAUAUAGGUGAGCGUAUCCUUAGGGCAGAGGUUGCGGCCGUUGCCAUUAUAGCACAGUUGCAACUGUUACUAUCAGACAAGAUUUUACGUCGAGGGAGGCAACUUGCCAUUCGAAACAGUAAACUUUGA
Molecule: messenger RNA, 801 nt
Organism: Babesia sp. Xinjiang
Lineage: Eukaryota; Apicomplexa; Aconoidasida; Piroplasmida; Babesiidae
Gene: rsmE
Product: Ribosomal RNA small subunit methyltransferase E
Exons: 3
Coding region: 1-801 (266 amino acids)
Biological process (GO): rRNA base methylation
Molecular function (GO): rRNA (uridine-N3-)-methyltransferase activity
Source: RefSeq, a predicted model, not a curated record